UGAAACACCAUUAUGCCUCCUAGCAUUAUGCCUAUAAAUUGCGACAUCCAAAACAUGUAUGUACACGCCAACUGCCAUUGCACCAUUGCUAGCUAGCUAGCUUAUAGUUAAACAAAAUUUAUAUUAUAAACAACUUUGCACAAAUCUUUUGCUCUCUCAAAAAAUUUAAAGUCACAAAAAAAGCAUGGAACAUAAUUUUUAUCUCUCCAUUCUCCUUCUCUUUGUCUCUCUCGUUUGUCUCUCCCUUUUUUCUCUCUUCUACAAACACAAAUCUACAUGGAAUUUACCACCAGGAAAAAUGGGCUAUCCGGUAAUCGGUGAAAGUCAUGAAUUUCUAUCCACAGGAUGGAAAGGAAAACCCGAAAAAUUCAUUUUCGACCGCAUGAUUAAAUAUUCCUCAGAACUUUUUAAAACAUCAAUCCUAGGUGAACCUACGGUUGUUUUUUGUGGAGCAGCAUGUAACAAGUUUUUGUUUUCCAACGAGAAUAAAUAUGUUGUUGCAUGGUGGCCAGAAAGUGUGAACAAAAUAUUUCCUACUACUUUGGAUUCUAAGGAAGAAUCUAUGAAGACGAGAAAAAUGCUUCCUCAAUUUCUCAAACCCGAAGCUCUACAACGUUAUGUUGGUAUUAUGGAUACUAAUGCUCAAAGACACUUUUCUUCUCUUUGGGAGAAUAAAUAUCAAGUCACCGUCUAUCCCUUGGCCAAGAGGUAUACUUUUCUCCUGGCUUGUCGUUUGUUCAUGAGCAUGGAGGACGAGAACCAUGUGGCGAAAUUUAGCGAUCCAUUUCAUUUAUUGGCGGCUGGAAUCAUAUCACUGCCGAUCAAUUUUCCCGGAACGCCAUUCAACAAAGCUAUAAAGGCCUCAAACUUGAUAAGAAUAGAGUUGUUGAAGAUCAUAAGGCAAAGAAAGAUGGAUUUGGAACAAGGGGUGGCAUCACCAACACAAGACAUAUUGUCUCACAUGUUGUUGGCGCGUGAUGAAAAUGGUGAAUUUUUGAAUGAACUUAAAAUUGCUGAUAAGAUUCUUGGCCUUCUAAUCGGAGGACAUGACACUGCUAGCGCCGCAUGCACUUUCAUUGUUAAAUAUCUUGCUGAGCUACCUCACAUUUAUGAUAAAGUCUAUCAAGAGCAAAUGGAAAUUGCAAAAUCGAAAUCCCCGGGAGAGUUGUUGAAUUGGGACGACCUCAAGAAAAUGAGAUACUCUUGGAAUGUAGCUUGUGAAGUAAUGAGAGUUGCCCCUCCACUCCAAGGAGGUUUCAGGGAAGCCAUCACUGACUUUAUAUUCAAUGGGUUCUCAAUUCCUAAGGGAUGGAAGCUAUAUUGGAGUGUAAAUUCAACACAUAAGAACCCAGAAUGUUUUCCCAUGCCAGAGAAAUUUGACCCCACAAGAUUUGAAGGAAAUGGACCAGCUCCUUACACCUUUGUGCCAUUUGGGGGAGGACCAAGGAUGUGCCCUGGAAAAGAGUAUGCAAGAUUAGAAAUACUAGUUUUCAUGCACAAUUUAGUGAAAAGAUUCAAGUGGGAAAAGUUGAUUCCAGAUGAGAAGAUUAUUGUUGAUCCCUUCCCUAUCCCAGCAAAGGGCCUCCCAAUUCGUCUUUAUCCACACAAAGCUUGAAAAGAAAUUCAAUUUGGUGCUGCUUGAUAUACACAACUGUGUACAUGUAUAUCCCAAAUAUCUGUCUUCCUGUAUUUGCUAUUUUACUUUGUAAUAUUUAAUAUUUAUUAUUGUCCUUAUAAACCUAAAAAAUAAAGUGGUCACAACACAACAGCUCCGCAGAUGUUUUGGAGACCAAGAUUAGAAAAUGUGACUUGCAGAAAAGUUGUAUACAUUUUAUAGUUAUGGCUUGUAUUGUAUAGUA
Molecule: messenger RNA, 1859 nt
Organism: Trifolium pratense (red clover)
Lineage: Eukaryota; Viridiplantae; Streptophyta; Magnoliopsida; Fabales; Fabaceae
Product: beta-amyrin 28-monooxygenase
Exons: 4
Coding region: 185-1615 (476 amino acids)
Biological process (GO): sterol metabolic process
Molecular function (GO): heme binding; iron ion binding; oxidoreductase activity, acting on paired donors, with incorporation or reduction of molecular oxygen
Source: RefSeq, a predicted model, not a curated record